CCGAAAUAAACACCUCCAUUUUGAGCCCGGGUUAUAUGCAGCUGGGGGCCAUGGACCCACAGUCAGAGGGACAGCUCAUCGCGGCCUCCUCGCUGGUCACAGUGAACAAGGGAGUGCCUGAGGGUCUGGCACAGACCAGAGAGGAGGAGGAGGAGGAGGACGCCAUCUCAAUCGGAGGAUCGGAGGCAAAAGAGAGGCGGCCCCAGGGGUUGGACUCCUCAGCUGACCGAAGCCGCAGGAGAAAGGAGGCACGCGACCAGGGCACAGUGAAGGGACGUUCUCGGUCUCCGUCUCGGUCCCCUGCCCGGCCAGCAGCUGAAGUGUCAGUGUCCUAUGACCGUCUGGUCAGCACCCUCCACCAGGAGAACGGAGAGCUGCGGUCCCUCAAGAUGGAACUGUCCCGCGAGAUAUCCAACCUGUCCCGGUCGAUGCAGGUGAUGGAGAUGCAGCUGCAGAGCACCAGUGCAGAGAACGUCAAUCUGAAAAACCAGUUGGAGGCCCUGCGGAAGACCAAGACGGAGCCCAGCCAGACGGAGACUGGGUACCUGGAAGAGUCGAUGGCAGACAGAGUAUUGAUAGCAGAGCAGGAGGCCCAGUGCGCCAAGGCACAACUCGCUCUGCUGAGGGAGCGCUACGACCGCAUCGAGAGGGACAACCGAAUGAUGGCCGACGAGAUCCACCGCUUCCGUGAGCAGAUCGGCCGGCUGCAGCAGUCCCCGAUCCAGCGCUCGACCUCCCGGUCCCGUUAUGUCACCGUUGGUCUCAGCUUCCUGCUGGGUGUUGCUUAUUUCUGGUUCUACUUGGAUGGCACACUGUGACAUCCCCAAACCAGGUGUCACUCAGUCGAUGCGAGAGGACUGUCUGACUUUGCCUGCGUCUCAGGUCGUGCCACCGGGCUGUUUUCACCGCUGGCCACUCCCUCAACAACCUGGGUCCCUGCCUGGCACGACCCCCCCCCCCACCUGCAGCCAGCAGGCUCCUCGGUCUGGGGGCUGGGCUCGGUCCCCCUCCCACUGUGCCUGCAGUGGGGUGGGGUGUGGGGGACUACAGUUUGGUCCCCUGGGCGUAGCAGGAGGCACAGUGACUCCCGGCGCCAGUAUCGACUCGGGUGGAGUAGUCGCCUCUUCGCAGCGUUUGUCCGAAUUCCUGAUUUGGGGCUAGGUGCGGGGGCGGGAGUCGAUCCGUGCACCUGAAACGUCGUCCUCCCGAACCCUUUGCCCACCUCCCAUUUCAAUGUGGUUCCUCUGCUCCGGGACAGGAAUAAAGGGAUUGCCUUUACCAGGGCAGUCUGUGAGCCUUUUCUCAAGAGCGGAGGGGUGGGAAAAUGGGGGCGAGGGAGAGUCAGGAGGAGAGAGAGGUGGUGGGAGAGGAGGGAAGAGGGAGAAGGUGGCCGGAAGGAGAGGAGCGGAAAGGGGGAGUGGGAAGUAGGGGAGGAGUGCUGGAGAGUCAGGUGAGGGGGAAGUGGUCUGCAAGGAGGAGGAAGAGUGUUAAGGGAGAGGAGA
Hypanus sabinus (Atlantic stingray) is the source of this 1502-nucleotide messenger RNA. RefSeq lists its product as uncharacterized. Lineage: Eukaryota; Metazoa; Chordata; Chondrichthyes; Myliobatiformes; Dasyatidae. The record is from RefSeq and is a predicted model, not a curated record. The coding region runs from base 36 to 818 and encodes 260 amino acids. The transcript has 9 exons.